Messenger RNA from Haliotis rubra (blacklip abalone), 4406 nucleotides. Its product is annotated as major facilitator superfamily domain-containing protein 12-like. Gene Ontology annotation, biological process: carbohydrate transport. Gene Ontology annotation, cellular component: membrane. The transcript is spliced from 12 exons. The record is from RefSeq and is a predicted model, not a curated record. Gene Ontology annotation, molecular function: symporter activity. NCBI's taxonomy places the organism in Eukaryota, Metazoa, Mollusca, Gastropoda, Lepetellida, Haliotidae. Bases 195 to 1826 code for a protein of 543 amino acids.
UGUGGGAAUCCGCCCCGUGACUGAAGGCUUGGUGUAAUUUUAGUCAUAAGAAUGCACGUGACAGGUACACAUGGCCACUGUGUUUGACAGGGUAUUACGAUAUUCACUAUCCUCACUAUGUGAAUCCUAAUUUCACAAGGAAACCGUAAGAGGACAUACAAUCUCAUCCUUUGUGUCAAGUGCAGAAAGUCAAGAUGGCUGACAUUGAAGCACCAAAGAUGUCCUUUGUGUCCCGCCUCUCGUAUGGAGUGGGUCACGUUUUAAAUGACCUGACAGCCUCAAUGUGGUUUAGCUACCUACUUAUCUACCUCCACCAAGUGAAGAACUUCAACAAUAAGUUGGCAGGGGACUUGAUGUUGAUUGGUCAGGUCAGCGAUGCACUUGCCACGCCUUUCAUAGGCUAUGAAUCAGAUAGAACAAAAGGAAUCUGCAAAAUGGGGAAGAGGAAAUCCUGGCACUUAGUUGGUACUCUGUGUGUGGCUUGCAGUUUCCCCUUCCUGUUUAUUGGAUGCAUCACCUGUAACCAUGCUCCGGACUGGGCCCAGUUUGUAUAUUUUGUCCCCUUCGUGGUCAUCUUCCAGUUUGGGUGGGCAUCGACACAAAUCUCUCAUCUCUCACUCAUCCCUGAUCUAACACCGAAUGAAAGUGAAAGAGUGGGACUGAAUGGGUUACGGUAUGCCUUCACUGUCUUGUCCAACCUGGCUGUGUUCGGCAUCGCCUGGCUGCUGCUGGCUCUCGGCUCCAAUUCAGACACAACCCAACUAUCAGAUAAGGAUGCACCAAAAUUUCGGGAUCUAGCAUUUAUUGUGAUUGGUACUGGACUGGUGUUCAGCUUUCUUUUCCACAUUGGAACCAAAGAGAAACGUACAGAGAACUUGGACCCGGAGUUCUCCCAUGGUCGAGAUGCCCUCGACACCACCACCUCUGGAUCCUUACAGAGGUCAUCAAAAUGUAACAGAAUGAGCACCACAGACUGGUUGAAAGAACCCCAGUUUUUUCAGGUUGGAGUAUUAUACAUGUGUACAAGAUUAUAUGUGAACCUGUCACAGGUGUAUCUACCUAUGUACCUGGUGGAGACACUGUCCCUAGAUAAGACCAAUAUUGCCAUCGUACCUUUGGUUGUGUAUGUGACUGGGUUUUUCACUUCGCUUGUUAUGAAGCCAGUCAACCAUCUAGUUGGGAGGAAGGUUACCUACAUCAUUGGGAUUGUGUUUGCUGUGGGGUCGUGUGUGUGGAUCCACUUUAUAACCAGCGCCAGUGCCAUGCAGGUGUUUGGGGUCGCUGUACUCAUGGGAGUUGGAGGAACCACCAUGCUGAUUACCUCCCUUGCAAUGACCGCUGACCUCAUUGGUAACAACACUGAGAGUGGAGCAUUUGUGUAUGGUGCUAUGAGUUUUACUGACAAGCUGUCCAAUGGGAUCGCCAUAGAGAUUAUACAGCUGUUGCAUCCUUGUGUUUUCCAUGCACCAUGUAUGCUAACCGUGGACUGCUGUCCACUCUGUCUACCCUUCUACCGCUUGGUCCAGUCUGUGGUGCCAGGAUCCUGUGCCAUUCUAGGAUUUGUGGUGUUGCUGACUCUUCUACCCCAGAAACUUGGCGCCAGGUGGAGAGAUAAAGUGGAGCUAACAGUGGACCCACUUUUUCAAAAUGGAUCCCUUCCUGCUGUUUGUGAUGACGACUGUGAUGAGAAGUCCCCUCUUCUCAAGAAGAACAUCAAUACAUCUCCAGUAGUAAGGGAGAGACUAUCAUCCAACUCUCCACAAAUAACCGCCAUACUUCACACUUCCAUGAAUAGUCCACCUGUAGAUGUGGAAGCCAUUAAGUAGAAGUUGCUGUUCCAGGUCAUACACUGCUGUGCCAACACAUAUGUCUCCUGUGUAAGCCUACACAAUUUCGUCAGUGCUGAGUUGAUAGCUUUCAAGGAACACCACAUUAACAUGUUCAUUCUUCGUCACAGGAUCUCUUUGAGCCAUACAACAUCCCAUCACUUUAUGUAAGGAAAACAGUUCUUUGUUUUAUGCACAAGUGAACCUGUGACCUCCUGAGGACAACUCGUUUUCAUACAAGUAAACCUGUGACUUCUUGAAGGGGGAACAACUCUCGUUGUACAAACAAGUAAACCUGUGACUUCUUGAAGGGGGAACAACUUCGGUUGACAAACAAGUAAACCUGUGACUUCUUGAAGGGGGAACAACUCUCGUUUUCAUACAAGUAAACCCAAGGCUUCUUGAAGGGGGAACAACUCUCGUUGUACAAACAAGUAAACCUGUGACUUCUUGAAGGGGGAACAACUCUCGUUGUACAAACAAGUAAACCUGUGACUUCUUGAAGGGGGAACAACUCUCGUUGUACAAACAAGUAAACCCAAGGCUUCUUGAAGGGGGAACAACUCUCGGUCUACAAACAAGUAAACCUGUGACUUCUUGAAGGGGAAACAACUCUUGAUUUACAGACAGGCGAACCCGUGGCUUCAUGUAGGGGAGACAACUUCAUAAAUGUGCAAUGCAUUGUAUAAUAGUGGGAAACAUUCUGAAAGGCAGCUUUUAGAUGUACAUACUACCACAGUAUGUUGUGAGAGCCUUGCUAAAAAGGCAACAGUUGUAGCACAGGCCUGAACAAUGCUAUUUUUACCUGCUGAGAAACAGAAUUCAAACAACAACCAGGGGUUGACCUAAUGAUACAACUUGACACUCCAACUGCUUCUUUGAGAUUUAUCAUUUGAAUUUGAUAUUUAAAAAAAAAAAAUUAUCAGUUGUUAUGUUAUACAGCAAGAGAUUGUGGUGCUUUUAGCUGAUGUCAGGAAGUGUUGGGAGGAAGAACUCUUUUCGAGUUUUCAUUAAAAUAUACAUGUAACCUAAAGUAAUGUACAAGAACUUACCUUCAAGUACUGUUUUCAAGGUGUGCCCAUAUGUACUUAUGGUGAGUAUGAUCAUAAAAAAUGCCAGUUUUGGACAGGACUGGGGUGGUUGUAAAUGGUAAGCUUAGAACAGUUUACAUGUGAGUUUUCUAGGUUUUAGACUAUCUGACUGAAAGUCAAACGACUUCCAGUCAUGGCUCAUUCUGUUUUAUGUCUAUGAAUACAUUUAUAGAUGUCUAUCAAGUUCAUAUAUACCAUAUCAUAACAUCAUAGGUUUUUUUCGCCAGGUUUGUUUUUGAACCAGCACCAUUGUUUGGCUUUCAUGUAUUCGAGUUUUUCUAAUGUUACUGCCUUUUAGUCAACUAUGAAACUAAAGGGUCUGUGGAGCUGAAACUGUGAAUGUCUUGGAAUUGUUUUGUCACAAUUUUGGUGCAUUAGAGAGUGUUGUAAUACAACUCCUUGGAUGUGGCUAACUGGAUUGGGUAAUCAGGGGUUGAAAUAACCCAUUGCCCAGUCCAGUGUUUUUUUCUGUCGGGCAAGCAAAUAUGUAUAUCACACUGUACCGGUGUCCAGUUGAUAUUCCAAUGUUAAUUAUGUUGUUUAUUUAAAAAAUCAACAAGAAAACGGCCUGUAUAGUGGAAAAAUUAUCAGGGCAAGUGAUUUUACAUGUGCCACUGUACCGGAGUACACUAGCAAUUUUAAAGUUAUUUCCACCCCUGGUAAUGAAGUUCGCAGAUUGGUUGAUACAGGUCAUCUUCUACCAUAUAGUGUAGUCAUGCAAACAAGCAAGUAUUUUGGAAAAUGUUUUGACUAUGACUUAUUGUUUUGUUAAUUAGUUACAGAAGACUACAGUAACAUAGGGUCCAAGUACUAGCUAGAGUGUGGCAUUCAUUCUGAUGUUUAUUAAUAUGUUGAGAGAUGUACUAUCAUGUUGAGACUGUAUUGAGACAUAGUUAGCUGAAUAGUGCAUUUUUGAAUAGUUUGAACUGAAACUAAAUACACCUGCUCAAAUGUUUUACAAUUUUGGCGUCAGGAUGUCUGUUUAGGGAACUGUUUCAUAAAUAAUUUGUAGGAAUUCAUCAAUGAAGUUCAUUUCUGUUGAAGAUUAGCUCAUUAGAAAGUGAAAUUUCUUCCUUCAUACUAAACCCUGUCACCUUGUCAAACUCAAUACAAAAAGACUGAAACCAUAUCACUUAUUAUCCCCUAAGUUGAAAAACUGGUAAUAUAGCGAUCAGUCAGUCUGUCCGGUGUGUUUCCCAGAGCAGAACUCCUUCGCUGUUAGACAGCUCUUGAUGAGACUUGUUAUACAGAUCAGUCUGUUAUGAGCUGGUGCUUUUUGAUGAUUUCAGAUUAAAAAAUAUUAAUUUAUGUUUUCAUGACAGUAUGUUACUCCCAAGUCAUUAAAUAUUUCUGGAUGAAACUAGAUCAGUAUAAUGGUGUAAUGAAUCCACUGGACCCGGAGGGAAAAUGGAAACUCUUAAUCACCCUUGUUUCUAUGUCUGAAGUCUCUGUCAUGUUGGAUUGUCAAAAUAGUAAACCAUAAUUUGUU